GUGCAGCUUAUAAGCCGAGUGGCGUCGCUUCUCCAGUCACCUUUGGCCCCUCAGCUGCUCGCCUGGGAGCCCACAGCCGGUCGCAUCUGGAUGCUGCUCGAACGCCUGCUCGCACACAGGGAUGUGGUCAUCCAAUCAGCAGCUGCAUCCGCCAUUGGCGUUGCAGCAGCGUUGCGACUCCCGUCCGAAUCCAUCCCUCUCUCGCCAGCCACUUCAGCAUCGCCAGCUGUCGCCGUUUCAUUCGCAGGAGCGGAGCGUCUCUUUGCGUGGGCCCUCCCCCAGCUCACAGAUCCCAACGCUGACGUGGCAAACACGCGCCUCGCCCUGUUGGCAGCUGCUCCCUUCUGCCAGCUGGCACCUGCACCUUCGCCACCUGAAGCUGAUCCGAACUCAGCCACAACUGUUGCACCGGCAGGAGCAGACGCAGCAGCAGCAGCAGCAGCAGCAGCAGCAGCAGCAGCAGCAGCAGCAGCAGCGGUGGCAGCGGCAGCAUCAGCAGCAGCAGCGGCGGCAUCAGAGCCAUAUGUCUCCAGCUGUGUGCAGGCCUGUCAGGGCCUGCUAGAGGACGAGGGAACGCCGCCCACGCUCCUCCCACCCAUCCUCUCGGUCCUCGUCUCCGUCGCCGAACGCUUUCCCGGAACCUUCCUGCAGCAGUUUGAAGAAAUUAUCGACCUGCUGCUAGGGUGGGCCAUGGAGCCGUCAGUUCUGCCGGCUAGCCGGCAGCUUAUCGGCGACUGCUUCUUGCGGUUCGGCCGGCAGUGGCGGGAGAGGGGAACGUUCACUCGAAAUGUGUUGCUGAAACUGGUGGGGGAUAUUGAAACGGAGGUUAAAGCGGGUAAAGGGGCGGGUGAUAGCGGUUCUGCUGGUGGUGCUGUUGGGGAUGUGGGGGGUUCUGGCAGUAGUGGCGGAGUGGGGGGAAGGAGCAGGGCAGCAGCAGCAGCAGCAGCAGCAGCAGCAGUAGCAGCAGCAGCAGCAGCAGCGGCAGAAGAGGCAGACGCUUCAGAUGCUCGCUUGGCCGCACUGACUUUAUCUUUUAGCGCCGUUCUGGGUGGCGUGACAGGCUGGCGAGGCGUCCCUAGUGCCAGCACUCACAGCGGGGCUGUUGGGGGAGGUGUGAGAGGCGUGGUUAUUGGGAAUGCAGAAGUUAGGCGUGGGAAUGUGGCUGGGAGAGAGGAUGAUUCAUGGCGGCAGGUGGUUCCUUUGGAGAGCCUGUUCCGGCGCUGGCUGGUGCUGCUGAGAGAUCUCCUGCAGGUGGACAUUCAGGUGGAUUCUCAGGUGGAGGGAGGAGAUGGUGGGAAAGCAGUGCCGGUGGCAGCAGGGGGGGAGAGGGCAGCAGCAGAAGGUGGAGCAGCAAGUGGGGGAGCAGCAGGAGGGGGAGGGCAGGUGAGGAGGGUGCCAGUGGGAAGAGCAGGGGUGGCACGAGUGGCGUGGGUGACGGAGUGGUGGGCAGUGCUGCCUGUCUUUAUCUGGGCGCUCUGUGCCCAUGGUGGUACCCACCCGCAGCAGCACUCGUGGAAAGAGAAGGAACAGCAGCAGCAGCACCAACAGCCACUGCCUAGUUUCUCUCCGGUUCAUCAGUUUCUGCGAAGCUUCUAUGUGCCAGCUGUCGCCCCACUCCUGAACGCCGUCGCCAGCACGCGCCUCUUCCCGCCGCCCGCCCUCGCGGCCGUGCUGCGCUGCCACCUGGCAGCGCUUGAUUCGCUGCGGGGACUCUGUGUGACGGAGCUGCAGGCUCAACUGGGGGAGGUGGCAUCUGUCGAGUCCAACGCAGUAGAUCAGCGAGACCAACAGCAGCAGCCGCAGCAGCAGCAGCAGCAGCAGCAGCAGCAGCAGCAGCAGCUGCUGCUGCAGCAACAGCAGCAGCAGCAGCAGGGCAGAGAAGAGGAGAAGCUGGAAAUUCUGCAAGGAAAGAAGGGCGACUUGACCAAAGGAGACCAGGAGGAAGGAGACGGGAAGAAUCCUCCCCCCAGAAGUUGUUUCCCAGCAGACCCCCUGGCUGCAGCCUUCUCUGCGCUCCUCUUCGCCCGCCCCUACGCCCCGCUCCCCCUCCUCCGCCUGCACCCCCACCCUGCUGUCGCCUCCUCUGCAGCCGACACCCUCCUCUCGCUCCUCGCCUUCCCUCCUCUCACACUCCCCCCCAGCUCUCAUCCACUGCCCCUCACUCCUUCCUUAUCUCACACACAGAUGCCCACCUCCUCCUCCACCUCCUUAACCUCCCUAUCGGUGCCGCUCUCCUUUCUGCUGGCAGAGAUGCGUGACUGCUACCGUUGCACCACUCCCACCAUGCAAUGCAAAAGAACUGGUAACCAGGCGACUGGUGGGGUUGCUGGUGAAGGGCCAACCGGGGCAGGGCAGCAGCAGAGGAAGAAGAGGAGAAGGGCUGUGCGGCCACUGGGGUAUCGUACCCUCUUUCAAGGGAAUUCCGCGUUGGAAGGCUGGUGCAGGCAGCUCGGGUCCGACCUGUUUCCGUCUGCUACUGACGUGGCGGAGUGGGAUUGGACGGAAGAAGAAGCGGAAGCGCUCCUGCGGUUUGACCUGGUGGCUCUGUCCUCGGGAGUGACCCACGGCGCGCUGCUGUGUGCUGAGAGCAUGAGGAUUGAUGCGGCAGCACCACCACCAUCACUAUCACCAUCACUGUCAGCAGCAGCAGCAGCAGCAGCAGCAGCAGUGCAGCAUCAUCAUCAUCAUCAGCAAAUGGUAGCAGGUAUCUCCUCGUUGCUCCGUGCUCUUGUCUCAGACUACCGCCGCUGGACACACCACCUCUGGCCACUCCCGCGCUGCCAGGUGGCGGCGUUUCACGGGCUGAGGUCCGCCUCUCAGGCAGCGUUCCGAGGCGAGUGCAUGCUGCUGGGGUUCAAUGCGGCAACUACCACAAGCACAUCCGUUAUUGUCACAGCUGCUAGUGCUGGAGCCACCUCCACAAACUCAGUCCCGGGUGCACCUGUUACUGCUGGCGCUGGGGAUGCUAUUUCUGCGAAAUCAGAGAGUACAAGCGCUGAGAACGGCACCACCACUAAGGAGGGCACUGGCAAGACUCUGGUUGGGAGGAGGAGGAUUAGGAGCAGCACCACAGGUGCAUCUGCAGCUGCUCUUGCGCUUGCUGAGCUGGCGCUUAGCUGGCGUGACGUGGCGUGGGCAUUGCAGGAGGGCGACGCCUGUGCUGGUCUGAAGCUGGAGGCUCUGGCAUGGGUCCGACAGAUAUCUGAGUCAGCAAUGGCUGAGUCAGCGUUGUCUGAGUCAGCAGCAACACAAGCACCUACAGCAGGAGGAACAGCAGCACCAGCGGCAGCAUUCACACAGUCACUUCUCCACUCAAUUGUCCCCCUUUCCCUCCCCGCCAUCCCUCCACGCUUCCUCCUCUCUCUCACCUCCUCUCUCCUCCAUCCUUCUCUCUCCAUCCGGCUCGCAGCAGCUGACAGCUUGUCGCUUCUUGCAGCCACAGGUGCACUCUUUGGGCGGCAAGCUUUGUCUGUGGCGCAAGUGGCGCUGUUCCAGGCGGGCGGCGAUCACGACACUGCCGUCCGCAAGGCCAUGCAGGAUUUGCUUCAGAAAGCGUUGCUCUCUGCUGCUGUCUCCCCCACCAUCCCCCGUCCUCUCCCCGUCCCUCCUCCUCUCCAUCCCCUCUCCCCCACUCCCUCUCAUCUCCCCUCUCCUCUCCUCUCACUCUCCCCUCCUUCAGUUGUACCUGAACCACCUGAGAUUCUCCGUGGGCCUUCUUCAGGUGAAAUGUGGCUCUUGAAAGCUGCAGCUUCAGGUGAAUUGCCAGUCCACCUGGCUUCGGCAUCAGGUGAUUUGCCGCUCAAGCCACAUCAGCUGGUGGGGGUUCUCAACCUGCUCUCUCGCAAGCAGUCCACGUCAGCGCUGCCGCCGCAUCCCGAUUGGCUCCUGCGGAUCCUGCUCACUCUCCCAUCCUCUCCACCCUCCACUUCCUCUCUUCCCUCACCUCCCCCUCUCCUUCAAUCCUCUCUUGCUUCUUCGCAAUCCACGUCAGCAUCAUCAUCAGAGGCACUAGCAGCAGAUGGAGAGCUCGACAGCUGGCGCCAGCUGGCGGCGGUGAACGGUGAGCUGGCGCUGAGGUGGCUGGUCCAGCUGGCAGCGCGGCAGUGCAUGAGCGGGCGGCUGCGCACGCAUUACGGGGGAGCAUCUGCCACGUUUGCCGCCUUUGAACGGACUCUCUCUGAUGCCACCACUCCCACUAUCUCCCGCGAUCCAGAUGCGAUUGCUGGGCUGAGGGAGUGGCUGCAGGUGCUCGUGCGAUCGCUACCACACCCUCCUGGCUCUGCUCCUGGUAACGCAGGAACAGCAGCAACAGCAGCAGCAGGAGGAGGAGCAGUCGAGCUUCUACAGAAACACGUGUGGCUCUUAAAGGGGAUGGAGCUGGAGGCAGAUGGAAGGUUCGAGGAAGCUGCCGAGCAUUACAGAGGGGCGAUGGAUACAGGAAGAGCUGAUGGUGAUAGUGGCGGUGUUGGUGGUGGUGAUAGUGGUGGUGUUGGUGGUGGUGAUAGUGGUGGUGAUAGUGGUGGUGUUGGUGGUGGUGAUAGUGGUGGUGUUGGUGGGGGUAUGGGGGAGAAGAGUGGGGUGAGACGAGUUGGGGAGUUGGAACGAGAGGAUGGGGUGAGAGGAGGAGGAGGGGGGGCAGAGGCGGAAGAAGAGGGGUCUGUUUUGGGUGCGUGGCUGAUAGACGUGUACAGUGCCGUGGGGGACUUGGAACAGCUACAGGCGUUUCUCAAGGUGCUGCUGGGUGCUGUGCUUCCUGCUGGGUCAGCGCUGGGUCGGCCUCUGUUGUCUGUAUCCGCAGAGGGCUAUCCCGUGAACCCAGCAGCAGCCAUGCCGCUGGUGUUAGCAGCACUCGAAUGCUCUCUCCUGCAAGACACACUUGUAGGACUGUGCAACGCAGAAGCCGACCCACUGGUAGGACUGGAGCAGCAGAACAAUUCAUUGCAGAAGCAGCAGCACAGGGAUGGGAAUCGUCAGCACCACAUACACAACUUGUUCGGUUCCAGUGGUUUGGGAGGAGAAGAUUCCUUGCUUGCUAGCUGUCACGAUGCCACAGGCUCGCUGCUCUGGGAGUUGCCCCCUUGGCUCGGGGUGCUCCGGGCCUGCCAUGUUGCCCAGCCGCAGCAUGCCGAAGCUGCCUCGGUGCUUCGGCUGCAUCUGGCUCGGCAUGCCAGGCUCGGUGGGAACCUGCGGCUGGCGAGCCGGUUGCUGUCAGGUUCGGUGGCAGCUCCUGCGGAGCAGCAGGUUUGGCGAGAUGAUGUGAGAGGAGAGCUGGGGAUGUGGAAAGUGAUGGAGGCCUGGGCGGCGGUGUGGGCGGCAGUGGGAGCACGCAGCGAGAUGCCGCAAGCGUGGCUGGCAUACGCCCAGUGGCUGGACUGCAUGGCUGACACACGCAUGCCCCGCAAUGCUGGCACGCUUGCUGCUGACGUGGCGCAAGGCGACAGCACAGGAGGGGAAGGAGAGGGGAGAAGGGAGGAGGAGGAUGAGGAGGAGGAGCAGGAGGUGGAUGUGGUAGCAGCACUGCCUGCUUCCCUUGAUGAUGAUUACAGUGCUGAUGCUGCUGCUGCUGUUGGUACGACCGGCAUGGGUGCAUCAAUCUCCGGGCAGGGUGCCAUCUCCCCACCAUCGUUUCAUCUACCGGACACGCUGUCGCUCUCCCCUGCACUCUCUCCUCUACGGGCCGGUUUUGCCACCAACAAGGUGGCAGAAACGGCAGCAGAGGAAGCAGAAGCAGCGCAAGCAUCCACGCUCACAGCUGCUCAAUCACUGGCUGCCACGUGUCUGGCCAUCAUGGACCAAUUACUGCUGCUCCCAGCCCCUCCUGCCUCUCCAGCCCCUCCCGCCCUGCCCUCCCACACUCUUCCCCAGCCCCUCUCUGUGUCCCCCUCUCGGUUCAAAGCCAUGGGACCAAACGGAUUGCAUGUGGGCAGCAGGGAGGGAGGUCUGGGUGCAGUAGAGGCGCGUGGGUUGGGCGGUGGGUUGGAUGCGAGGUGCAUGGGAGGUGUGUCAGGGGCGAGUGAUCAGGUAGAGGAGUGCGUGUGGCAGGAGCUGAUGCAGCAGUUGAGUGUAGCAGUGGUGCAACAGAUCACAGCCCUGGUCGCCACCUGGCACGCCGCCCGCUUCCGCGCGCUGUCAACGCGACACCUGGCAGCCCGUGCGUACAUGCGGUUCCUGCAGCUCUCUGGGUCUGGGUGGGGUGGGUCGUACGCGGGGGAGGCAGGAGGGGGGGGUGGGGUGUGCAGGGAAGGAGGAGAGGCUGGUGGGAGGAGUGGGGAAGAUGGCGGAAGGAAGAGCAGGAAGAGGAGUAAAGGGAGUGUGAGUGGUGCAAGGGAGCAUGGCAGGGGAGAAGAUACGAUGAGCAGGAAGGAGGGAUGGCCGCAGGGGUUGGAGAGAGGUCAGAAGGGGUGUGAGGCUGUUGGGAUGGGUGGGGCGAAGCAGAGCGGGUGGGAGGGGAGGAUGGAGGAGGAUGGUGGGUCAUGCGGGGCGGCGGUGGCAGGUGGGAGAGCUGUGCUGACAUGUGUCACGAUGCGAGUGGUGGAUAUUAUCAUGCAGCACGGCUCGCACAUGCCGCCCGUGGUUGCUGCCCCUGUGGAUGUCGGAUGCCCACACGCCUGGCAGCCCAUUCUCGCCCAACUCCUGGCGGCGAUAUUGGCGCAGCGCAGCGCGUCAGUCAGGCUGCAGCUGACACGUGUGCUGCUCGCAUUGGCCGACACCGCCCCUUCACUCGUGGUGUACUCGCUGUGUGCAGCUGAGAAGCAUCGUCUGCAACACCUCAGCCUCGCCCUCGCCUCCCUUCCUGCUGGCCUUCCUCCUGCCGCCCCUCCUCCUACUCCUCCUACCGCCCCUCCUCCUGCCGCCACUCCUGCUGCCCCUUCUUCUGCUCCUCCACCUCCCUUGGCCAGUUCCGCAAGUGCUGCUGCUGCUCCAUCCUUCGUCGAUGCUGGUGAUCAAUCAGUCCCUGUUGAUGACGUGGCAGCUGACCUGGCAUGGCACGUGGCGCUAUCUCAAGCCACACCGGGAUGGCAUCAGCUGCGAGCCGCUCUCUCCUUCCUGGAACACCACCAUCCAGCCAUGGUGACAUCAGCGCCUGCGCUGCUGACAUCAGCGGAUCGCUUGGCAGUGCUACCAGAGGAGCGGCUGCUCUCGUCCCUGCAGUCCUGCCUCUCCCUCCUCCACCGCUCCCUCUCCCCUCCACCCGUCCUUCUACCUCCUCCUCUUUCCCCCCCCUCCUUCUCCUCUUUCCCCCCCCUCCUUCUCCUCUUUCCCCCCCCUCCUUCUCCUCUUUCCCCCCCCUCCUUCUCCUCUUUCCCCCCCCUCCUUCUCCUCUUUCCCCCCCCUCCUUCUCCUCUUUCCCCCCCCUCCUUCUCCUCUUCCCCCCCCUCCUUCUCCUCUUUCCCCCCCCUCCUUCUCCUCUUUCCCCCCCCUCCUUCUCCUCUUUCCCCCCCCCUCCUUCUCCUCUUUCCCCCCCCUCCUUCUCCUCUUUCCCCCCCCUCCUUCUCCUCUUUCCCCCCCCCUCCUUCUCCUCUUUCCCCCCCCUCCUUCUCCUCUUUCCCCCCCCUCCUUCUCCUCUUUCCCCCCCCUCCUUCUCCUCUUUCCCCCCCCUCCUUCUCCUCUUUCCCCCCCCUCCUUCUCCUCUUCCCCCCCCCCUCUUUCUCCUCUUUCCCCCCCCUCCUUCUCCUCUUUCCCCCCCCUCCUUUUCCUCUUUCCCCCCCCUCCUUCUCCUCUUCCCCCCCCCUCCUUCUCCUCUUUCCCCCCCCUCCUUCUCCUCUUCCCCCCCCCUCCUUCUCCUCUUUCCCCCCCCUCCUUCUCCUCUUUCCCCCCCCCUCUUUCUCCUCUUUCCCCCCCCUCCUUUUCCUCUUUCCCCCCCCUCCUUCUCCUCUUUCCCCCCCCUCCUUCUCCUCUUUCCCCCCCCCUCUUUCUCCUCUUUCCCCCCCCUCCUUCUCCUCUUUCCCCCCCCUCCUUCUCCUCUUUCCCCCCCCUCUUUCUCCUCUUUCCCCCCCCUCCUUCUCCUCUUUCCCCCCCCUCCUUCUCCUCUUUCCCCCCCCUCCUCCUCUUUCCCCCCCCUCCUUCUCCUCUUUCCCCCCCCUCCUUCUCCUCUUUCCCCCCCCCUCUUUCUCCUCUUUCCCCCCCCUCCUUCUCCUCUUUCCCCCCCCUCCUUCUCCUCUUUCCCCCCCCUCCUUCUCCUCUUUCCCCCCCCCUCUUUCUCCUCUUUCCCCCCCCUCCUUCUCCUCUUUCCCCCCCCUCCUUCUCCUCUUUCCCCCCCCUCCUUCUCCUCUUUCCCCCCCCUCCUUCUCCUCUUUCCCCCCCCCUCCUUCUCCUCUUUCCCCCCCCUCCUUCUCCUCUUUCCCCCCCCUCCUUCUCCUCUUUCCCCCCCCUCCUUCUCCUCUUCCCCCCCCCCUCUUUCUCCUCUUUCCCCCCCCUCCUUCUCCUCUUUCCCCCCCCUCCUUCUCCUCUUUCCCCCCCCCUCUUUCUCCUCUUUCCCCCCCCUCCUUCUCCUCUUUCCCCCCCCUCCUUCUCCUCUUUCCCCCCCCUCCUUCUCCUCUUUCCCCCCCCUCCUUCUCCUCUUUCCCCCCCCUCCUUCUCCUCUUUCCCCCCCCUCCUUCUCCUCUUUCCCCCCCCCUCUUUCUCCUCUUUCCCCCCCCUCCUUCUCCUCUUUCCCCCCCCUCCUUCUCCUCUUUCCCCCCCCCUCUUUCUCCUCUUUCCCCCCCCUCCUUCUCCUCUUUCCCCCCCCCUCUUUCUCCUCUUUCCCCCCCCUCCUUCUCCUCUUUCCCCCCCCUCCUUCUCCUCUUUCCCCCCCCUCCUUCUCCUCUUUCCCCCCCCUCCUUCUCCUCUUUCCCCCCCCUCCUUCUCCUCUUUCCCCCCCCUCCUUCUCCUCUUCCCCCCCCCUCCUUCUCCUCUUUCCCCCCCCUCCUUCUCCUCUUUCCCCCCCCUCCUUCUCCUCUUUCCCCCCCCUCCUUCUCCUCUUUCCCCCCCCUCCUUCUCCUCUUCCCCCCCCCUCCUUCUCCUCUUUCCCCCCCCUCCUUUUCCUCUUUCCCCCCCCUCCUUCUCCUCUUUCCCCCCCCUCCUUCUCCUCUUUCCCCCCCCCUCUUUCUCCUCUUUCCCCCCCCUCCUUCUCCUCUUUCCCCCCCCUCCUUCUCCUCUUUCCCCCCCCUCUUUCUCCUCUUUCCCCCCCCUCCUUCUCCUCUUUCCCCCCCCUCCUUCUCCUCUUUCCCCCCCCUCCUUCUCCUCUUUCCUCCCCCUCCUUCUCCUCUUCCCCCCCCCUCCUUCUCCUCUUUCCCCCCCCUCCUUCUCCUCUUUCCCCCCCCUCCUUCUCCUCUUCCCCCCCCCUCCUUCUCCUCUUUACACCACUCCAUUAUUACACCAUCCUCCUCAUUCCCCUCUCCCCCCAUAUCCCUUAUUCCCCCUGCCCUUUCUUCCUGGAACACCACCAUCCAGCCAUGCAGCAGUGCAGCAUGGGCAGCAUCAGUGCAGUCAGUCCCGACAGAGGAGGCAGUGCGAGGUGCCUUUCAAGUCAAGUACGGAGAGACUGUGGCGGCAGUGUUGACGUGCCUGCAGGGGAUCCUGCACAUCUGGGAUGCUCCUGCUGCUGCUCCUGCUACUGCUGCAGCUCAUGCGGAUGCUUCCACACUUAAUGAUUCGUCGGCAACAGCAGCAGCAGCAGCAGCAGCAGCAGCAGCCCCACACACGAGCAGCAGUCUUCUAUCUCCCCUCGCGGCCUACCACUCCCCUCGGGAACUCCAUCUGCGUCCCAAGCUCCGACCGCUCAUUGUUGCAGCUGUAGCGGCGCUACAGUCCCUGCCUGCUGAUGUCAGCAGUGGCGCAUUACGAGACAAAUGCCGCCCGCUGGAGGUGGCUGUAGCGGCGCUGCAGAGGGAGCAGCGGCGGUACCUCUCGCUGCCAGAUGUCGCACCGGGAUUCGCCGCUUUCAGGGACACUGCUGCCCCUGUCCCUGGGUGCCUAUCCAACUCCGUUACAAGCAGAUUCAUUACAGGAUGUAGUGAUUCUGGCGCUCUUCUUGAUUCAUGUGCUUAUAACGAAGGGCUACUGACAGUAGCUGCUGUGAGAGACAAGGUCGAAGUUCUCAGCACCAAGACCCGCCCGAAGCGCAUCGUGAUCGUCGGAUCCGAUGGCCAGGAUCGCAGCUUCCUGAUCAAGGGUCGCGAGGACCUCCGAUUGGACGCGCGGAUCUCCCAGCUCUUCCAAGCAGCCAAUGCGCUGAUGCAGAGCCACGGACCAACCAGGAAGCGACAGCUGGCGGUGAGGCAGUAUGAGGUGGUGCCUACGGGGAGUCAGUCAGGCAUGAUCCAGUGGCUUGAAGGGUUGCAUAGAGGGAAAGGCGGAGCAACAGUGCCGGCAGGAGCAACGCCAGCAGCAGCGGUGGUGCAGCGGCCGACGGAGAUGUUCUUUGCCAAGGUGGCGGCCGCGCUGCAGGCGAGGGGCAUGAGCCGCUCCACGCCGCGCUCUGAUUGGACGAAGGACUUGAAGCGCGGCGUGUUUGAUGAGCUGGCGCGGGAGGUGCCACGUCAGCUGCUGGCGAAGGAGAUGUGGAGCUCAACGACAGGCUCCGAGGGGUGGUGGGGCAAGCAGCAGCGCUACAUCACAUCAACAGCCGUCACCAGCACAGCGGGCUACAUCCUCGGCAUCGGCGACCGCCACCUCGACAACAUCCUCUGGGACCUCUCAUCCUCCUCUGCACCGUGCUCCGCGCUCUCCUCCUCCCUCUCCUCCUCUUCUCUCACCGCCUCCCCCUCUGCAUGCGGCUCAGUGGUACACAUAGACUUCACGGUGGCGUUUGACAGAGGCCGCCUGCUCAAGGUGCCGGAGCUCGUGCCCUUCCGCCUCACCACCACGCUCAGGGGCGCCAUGGGGCUGCCCGGCGCUCUCUCCCUGUCCGGGCCCUUCGCCUCCGCUGCUGUCGCUGCGUUUGAGGCUAUGGGUGGCGGGUUGAUGGGUGGUGGGGAGUGGGGCGGGAUUGGGGGCGAGUGGGGGGGGGUUGCUGCUGUUGCUGGUGGAGAAGAAGCAAGGUGUGGAAGAAGAGAGCACGUGGGAAGAGGAGCAGGGAGUGCAGCAGGAGGGGGGCCGCUGCUGCCUGCACUUAUGAGUGCGCUCCUCUGGGACCCUCUGGACGAGUGGGGAGGCCCGCUCGCCCCCACUGCUGCCACUGCCGCUCCCAAACCUGCUCCUGCCACCAUUGCCCCCAGUGCUCCCCAUCCUGUUCCUGCUUCGACUGCUCGUACUGGUCUCGCUCACACUGUCCCUACUGCUCCUGCUCCUGCUGCUCCCACUGCUCCUGCUCUCGCUGCUCCUCCCCACACAUCUGCUGCUGCACCUAUCAAUUCACAUUCACCAGUACCCGUGGCUGCAGCCAUCCCACCACCUCCCCCCCCUGCAAAAGCCCUCCAGGAGGCUGCGCCUCGGCCUGCAUUCCCAGGUGGUAUCUGGGACGGGGCGCUACUGCCGUGGGAGGCGGAGGUGGUGACAGGCGCUGCUGCUCUGGGCGCACCCAGGGGGAGGUGCACCUGGGGAGGGUGGCAGCAGAGCAACGGCAGCAGCAGCAUCAGCAGUGCUGCACGCUCAGCCAAGGGAGGGGCAAUGAAAGGGGCAAUGAAGAGGGCAAUGGAGGCCAUGCUUGGUGCUGCCAUGACACUUCAUGCCUUGACUCACUCCUCCCCCUCCCCCUCCCCCUCCUCCCCCGCCACGAGUCCCUACCUCCUGGUCAGAUUCCACCUUCCUCAUACCCUUCCUCCCCCAUUCUUUCUUCCAUUCUACCCUCCUUUCCCCACCUUACUUCCACACCCUCUCUCCCCUCUCCCUUGUACGCCUAACACCUCCAACACGGUUGUCACUUGUUCUCGUGUCUUUACCCAUAACCACAUGUCAAGUGCGUGUGCUUCGUCUGCUCAACCCGCCCUCCCUGCUGCUGCCCGCGAGCCCUCCUCAGCUGCACCUCUGUGCCUCUGUGCCCCACCGCUCUCUUGCCUGCACACGGUUUUCUGCAUGUGUGUGUUUCGUGCUGCCCAUUAUGCUACUUUGGCUCUCAGCCUAUCAGAUGCCGCCAAGUCAGCUGCUGCUUCUGUUCAGCACCUUAUCGAGACGUCAGAAUCCAAGAAUCAGGCUCACUCCGACCUCGUAGCAGCACAGGAAUCCUCCAAGGAGCUUCUUAUGGAAGAGGAAGCUUCCAGGCAAGCGAUGAGAGCAGCCAUGGAAGCCCUCUCUCGGAUCGGCGACCAGCAUCGGGGGAAGGCUCGGCGCGCCGAAGCUAAGGCCGCAGCAGCCAUGGAUGCCGUGGGUGAGGCUCGGCGGUGGUUGGACGACAAGCGUGUGGCACUUGCUGAGCUGGCGCCGUCAUUGCCGCCAGCUGUUGCUGCCUCUGGUGUUUUGAUGCCUAUUCAGGGUGGUGUGAGUGGGAUAAGUAGUGGAAGUGGGAGUGCGAGUGGGAUUGGGAGUGGGAGUGCGAGUGACAGCGCCCGUAGUGCUGGAUGGUUGAUGGUGGAGGAUGUGAGGCGGUGGGCUGCUGCUGCCCUGCCCAACAUGGCAUGGCAGGACGGCCCGCCUAGCAGCACACUGUCUCUUCUGGAUAUCGCUACCAACCCAUUACCCUCCUCUGCUCCUCUGCAGCAGCAGCAGCAGCAGCCGCAGCAGCCAACUGUACUUCCCCUCGCCGUCAUCCCAGAGGCUCUCCGUGCCACCUGUCGCCAGCUGGACCUGCACGUGUGCCAGCUGGCGGCCGCGCGCUGCCGCGCCGUGCUGCGAUUGGUCGGCGGGCUGAGGGCGUAUGGGAAGGCAGCGGUGGUGGCAGGCAGGGUGGGGGUGACGGGCGGGAGGAGGAGAGGCAGGGCGAGGGGCACAGUAGGAUCUGCUGAGGAAGAAGUAGAGAAGGAUGCGAGCCAAGGUGAAGUAAGAUCUGCUGAGGAAGAAGCAGUUACCAGCCAACCACUGCGCGGUCUCCCAACUGCCACCACAGCUGUCUGCAUAAACACUUAUCUGAGCACGAGUGCUGUGAGCCGGUGGGCGCGUGCACUGGAGGCCACGGUGACAGCCGCGGGGCUGAGAGCGCUGCCAAGUGGUGUGGGGGCGAGAGAGAUGCGCGACGAGGCGAGGGCUGCGAGAGAGGUGCUUGAUGGGAUGGGGCGAGUGGAUGGCGGCGUGGGGGGUGGUAGGCGUGUGUGGGCGCUGCCAGGAGGAGGAGGAGGUGAAGGGAUGGUAGAGGGCCUUGGCAGUAGCACUGGCGGUAGCAGCAGUAGCAGCGGCAGGAGUAGUGAGGAGCGAUUGUUGGAGCGAAGGCAGGUUCUGGUUAAGGUGGUAGAGGCUGCACUGAGGGCGGUGAGAGGGGAGAGCAACAGCGAGCAAGACUUGCACUUAGAGGAGACGAGCAAGGAGGAGGAUGAGGGAGAGAGUGACGAGAAGCAGCUGGAGGGAGUGGUGAGGGAGAUUGAGAGGGUGCUGGGAGAAGAGGGCGGGGGAGGUGGCAACCAGGGAAGGCUGCACGCAUUGGUGGCAGCUGUUGGCCUGGCAGCGGCAGCAGGCUCAGCAGUAGCAGGCGCUGGUGAUGCUGCUGCUGCUGACAGUGAUGCUUCCAGCAGAGAGGAAUGGCAGACAGCGGGGAACGAGCUGACAGAGGGCUCAGGCGUGAAGGAAUCCAAAACAGAGGGAGCUCAAGUGGGAGCAACGAAGGAGCGAGCGCAAGAGGGAGUGCUGCGAGGGGUGAUGGCACGAGUGGAGGGCAGAAUUUUGUUCGGCUCUGCACUGGCCUCUCUGCUGACUCAGCUGACAGCUGGCGGUGGGAAGCAGAGCAGUGAGCAUGCUGAGCUGGCAGAGGAGUCUGCAGGAAAGCAGCACGUGGCACUGCCUGAGACCCAGCAGCUGCCUUCCCUGCACCUGGCGUCCCAGCAGCAGCGAGAAGCAACGCAGCAGGAGCCAAUGCUUCCUAGUCCCGCUGUCAUUCCUGCCACUCCCUCCCUGCCAUACUCCCUGUCCUCCUUGUCACCCCGACCUCUAUCAAUCCCCUCUCUUUCAUCCCCUGUGCCCUCACCUCCUGCCACUCCUCCUGCCCACUUGCCUGCACGUCCUUCGCUCUCUCAAGACACAGCUCCUGAUGCCGACGCUGUUGCUCCUUGUGAUGCUCAUGUGGUUUCUACUGAUGUUUCCACUGCUGCUUCUGUUUCUGCCGCUGCUGCUGCUGUUCCUGCUGAUGCUGCUGCUGCUGCUGCUGCUGCUGCUGUUGCUGCUGCUGCUGCUGCUGCUGGUGCAAGCACCGCAGCAGGCAGUGCUGAUGUCACUGCAGAAGCAGCUGUAGCAGGCAGCAGUGUGUCCGUCACACUUCAUGCACACCUCGUUGCUGCAGCAGGCAGUGGUGGCACAGUGUCCUCACUGGCUCCAAUGGUAUCAGAGCACCUUCCUGCAGUAGUUCCUCUUGCUUGCUUCAGAGAAUCCUUGCAAGCAGCGCUUGCUGCGCUUCAUGCUGCUCGCUCCCUCUAUUCCCUCCACCUCCACCACCACCUGCCGAGCCUCGUUCCGAGCCUACUUCCGAGCCCAGUUCCGAGCGCUGUUCCGAACAUGUCGAGUGCCGCUUUGUCACUAGACAAGCAAGCAGCCUUGUCGCCUCUUGUGGCCCAGUUCCUGGAAGCUUCUGAAAGGGUUGAGUGUCUGGUGCAGGGAGGGGGGAAGCUGGCCACAAGUGACAAUAAAGGUGGUGAUAGUGGAGGGGGGAAGGAAAGCAGCAGUGGUGCUGUGGAUGGUGAUAGUAAAGGGGGGGAGGGAAGCAGCAUUGGCAGUGUGGGUGGUGAUGUGGCAGGCCGUGACUCAUGGCUGCUGGGUACUCUCCAAACGGAGGAGAGGGCUAUAGAGCAGCUCAUGGGCUCGCUCCCUGCUGCUGCUGCUGUUGGCGCUGCUGUUCCUGUUGCUCCUCCUGCUGCUGGUGCUGCUGCUGGUAGUGGUAAUGCUGAUAUUGUUAGCGCUGAUGUUUCUGGUGCUAGUGAUGCCGCCGCGCCUACUGCAGAGGUUGCAGGGGAGCAGAAGGUAGACAAUAAGGGAACUCAUGAAUCCGCCUCUGCACCCUCCUCUCCCUCCCUCACACAGCAGCACGAGCCAUCGCAACCAAAACCUGCUGUCUCUCCAUCGCCUCGCCCUGAUUCUUCUAUUCCCCAAUCCCCUCCCACCUCCCCUCCCUCUCAAUCCCCCACACCUCACAAGCCCCUCAGCUCUCUCUCUCCUCUCCCCGCUCCCUUCGUCCCUUCCCCAGCCUUCUCCCUCCCCUCCUCCCUCUCCUCCUCCUUUCACCCCGCUUCUUCCUCCUCCCUCACCUCCUCCCCCUCGCCGCCGCCCAAGCCCAAGUUCCAGCUGGCAGACACUGUUCAUGCCGCCCCGUUCGUGCCCAGACAGGCCAUGCUACACCACACUGCUGCUCCCUACUCCCCAUCCCUGCCUGCUGCUGCUGCUGCUGCUGCUGCUGCCACCGCGCCUGCUGCUCCUCCUCCUAUGCCUCCUCUCACUGCUCUGAUCCACCUCUACCGGUCGUUUGACUCUCUUGCAGCAGCCCACUCUGCCUUCCUAUCUCUCCUCCCAACCUCUGCUGUCCCUGCUGCUCUUGAUGCUCCACUCACCACUACUGCUGCAGCAAAACCAGCAGCAACCUCCACUCCUCUCCUCCGUCUGCCUCCGUCAGUUCGUCUUUUUGUGGUGCGGGUGCAACUGGUGGCUGCAGUGCUGCGAGCCUGUCUGGCUGAGAGGAAGGCAGCAAACGCAGGGCGUGCUGAGGAGGGGAAGCAGGAGAGUAUCGAGAAAAGCAUAUCCGGCACAGAGGUAGAAGGAAGGGGUGAGGACUUGGAGGGGCAGGAGGGAAGUCAGAGUAGAGAAGCUGCUCUUUUCAAGAAGAUCCAUGUGGCGAUUCGUGAUUGGCUGAGGGCAUACACUACUGAGUGUGUGGGGCCGCUAGUGGAGGGUCUGGUGUGUUGGUUCGUGCAUCCUGCCAAUCUGCAAGUUCUGUCGUCCCUCAUUGGCCAGUUCUGCCAGGCUGAGGUCAGCAGGCGUUCUGCUGACGCCAGGAAGCAGCACACAUCUGACGAUUCGAAUCUUUCCGUGCCAUCCCCGCGCAUGCACGCUGCACACGUGGCAGCCCUUGCUGCUGCACGUGCUGCGCUGGCAGGCUUUGAUUGGCUGCACGAGCCUCAGCUGCCAGCUGGAUCUGUGCUGUGGGGGGGGCAUGAGUGCGUGGGGCGGGUGGUGCAGGUGGUGGGGCGAGUGCUGCAGGUAGAGGCUGGCAGGGACGGCAGGGUUAUUAAAGAUCCCGUUGCUGCCCUCAGUGCUGCCGCCAAUGCUGCUGCUAAUGCUGCUGUGGCCAGUGCUACUGCUGCCACUGCUACUGGUGCUGUUGCUGUUGCUGCUGCUGCUGCUGCUGCUGCUGCUGCUGCUGCUGCCGGCAGUGCUGCUGGUGCUGCCAGUUCUGCUGCUGCUGCCCCUGCUACUUCUCCAGCACCUCUGUUCCCGUCGGGUCUGCCAGCUGGCGGCCGGCCGGCUGCGGCAGUUUAUGGGCCGCUGCUGAUGGACGUGGACAGGGCAGUUGCUGACGUGGCAGCCUCCUCAGCGCAUCUGCAGGUGGCACAGCAGGCAGAGAGGGCGGCUCGAGCGGCUCAGGUGGAAACCACAGAGGCGCGACAGGCGGCUCAGAAGCUAGUCGACAGGCUGUCAGUCACACUGCAGGAACAGUCAGCCAAUCACAGCGCUGCCCUCUCCCAAGCGCACCAAGCAGCAGCUGGCCUCUCAUUGGCUGCUGCCAGCCUCGCCCCCUUCCUCUCCCACUCCAUCCUGCCACUCGUUCGCCAGCAAUGCUUCUCCCUCCUCCCAUCCAUCUCCCAUCUCGCACAAACCACCCUCUCCGCCCUCCACGCUCUCCGACUCUCCAAGCGCUGCCACCUGGCAUCCCAGUCAGCGGCGCCAGCGGCGCGAGAGUCUGAGCUGGCAGCAGAAUUGCCGCCAGCAGGGCGGGUGUCGGUGGAAACACUGGAUGGCGCUGUGCUGGCGGUGUGUAGGCGCGAGGCCAAGGCAAGGCAGCAUGCGGAGCAGGUCAUAUUGCACCUGCAGCAGAAGCUCAACAAGCAGGACCCCCUUCUGCUCCCUGGUGCCACGCCAAGCCAAAGAGGUGGUGAGGCAGCUGAUGGUGGAGGCGUGUAG
Closterium sp. Naga37s-1 is the source of this 17166-nucleotide messenger RNA. The record is from the annotation of a GenBank genome assembly. NCBI's taxonomy places the organism in Eukaryota, Viridiplantae, Streptophyta, Zygnematophyceae, Desmidiales, Closteriaceae.